Molecule: messenger RNA, 2109 nt
Organism: Papilio xuthus (Asian swallowtail)
Lineage: Eukaryota; Metazoa; Arthropoda; Insecta; Lepidoptera; Papilionidae
Product: poly [ADP-ribose] polymerase 1-like
Exons: 4
Coding region: 1-2109 (702 amino acids)
Biological process (GO): protein poly-ADP-ribosylation; double-strand break repair
Cellular component (GO): nucleolus
Molecular function (GO): NAD+ poly-ADP-ribosyltransferase activity
Source: RefSeq, a predicted model, not a curated record
AUGGAGCGCAUCUACUUGGACAAAAUGAAAGCCACGUUGCACCGGAAAUCAGGAAUUUCAACAUCAUAUCCGGUGUACACCGGCGACUUCCGGCGACACGAGCCUCUCACUUCCGCUGCAGCUCGUAAUGGAUUCUCGAGAUGUACCGGUGAUGUAACUGCUUGGACACAAUGCUAUUACACCACUAAAGAACCUGAAAAAGAUAUUUUUAAAGUACCAGAGUCCUUAAAGAAUCACAAAAUAUUUAAAAAUUACAAAAGCAAUAUUAUUCAACGUAUCUUCAGGGAUAUGCCAUUAACAACGGUCAUCGAUUUGGACACAUCUGCCUCUGCAAAUCCUCAAACAGAAAUAUCUUAUCCAUUGAAGAAUAUUCAAUUCUUUUUAUAUGGUAAACUUAAAACUCCUAAAGAAGAUCUCAAGCUUAAUAUAUUGAAAUUAGGAGGACUUGUAGUAAGCAAACUUACAGAUACAACUGCGGCUGUAGUUACUACCAAAGAAGAAUUAGAUAAACAUUCUGCUAUGAUACAAACAAUUCAAAACAAAGAUAUAGAAGUAAUUGAUGAAUCUUAUUUUGACCUCAUUAAUGCUGAAAAUGGUACAGUAAUAGACUCUCUAAGACUUAUUAAGGAAAAAAAUAUAGCUAGUUGGGGAUCUGAUCUGUUUAAAAGAAUACCAAAAAAUGUGUUGGAUGGUAAAGUUGAACCUAAAUCAGGAAACAUGUAUAAAAAUUCAAAACAUGUAGAAACAAAAUCGGUGAUAAAAGAUGGCCAUCCAAUUGACCUGAAAUCCGGUCUUCAAAACAUUGCACAUGUUUACAAGGAUAGCGAAAAAGCUUUUUCAGAGGUUUUGAGUAAAUUCAGCGUGGAAAAUAACCAAAAUUCAUAUUAUAAGUUACAAUUAUUAGAAGCUGAUGACGAAAACAAGUAUUGGGUUUAUCGUUCUUGGGGAAGAACAGGCACAACAAUAGGUGGUUAUCAGAGUGACCCCUUUACAUCCAUAGAUGCUGCUAAAGAACAUUUCCUAAAAAUUUAUACUGAAAAAACAGGUGAUGACUGGAUUUCAGAAGAAUUCAGCAAAAAGGCCAGAGCUUAUGUUCCGAUUGAUAUAAGUUAUGGAGAUAUUAAACAAUCGACAAUUCAAUUUGAUUCUGAAGUUAAUUUGCCAAAAUCAGUUCAGUCUUUAAUUACAAAAAUAUUUGAUACUGAAAUUAUGAACAAAACACUUCUAGAAUUUAAACUUGACCUUGAUUUAAUGCCUCUUGGAAAGUUGUCAAAAUCUCAGAUCAAAUUAGGGUACAGUGUACUAGCAGAUUUACUUCAAGCAUUUGAUAAUAAUCUUGUUGAUGAAAAGAAGAUCAAAGAUGCUUCAAACAGAUUUUAUACUUUAAUACCUCAUAGCUUUGGAACUGAUGGUAUAAAACUUUUAGAUUCGCCAGAUUACAUCAAACAAAAAAUUGAAUUAUUAGAUAGUCUGCUGGAUAUUGAAAUUGCAUAUAAAUUGUUGCAAUCACCUUCUGAUGGUUCUCUCAGUCCUAUAGAAUCUCAUUAUCUUAAAUUAAAAGCAGACAUUAGACCAUUAGAUAAAACGAGUCCCGAAUUUGAACUUAUUUCUACUUACAUGAAAAAUACGCACGCUCCGACACAUUUGAAUUACACACUUGAAAUUGAGGAACUUUUUGAAGUUAUCCGUGAGGGUGAAGCAGAACGCUAUGAAAAAUCUAAACAAUUACAUAACAAACGUUUACUUUGGCAUGGGUCAAGAAUAACAAACGUAGUAGGUAUUCUUUCUCAGGGUUUGCGUAUAGCACCCCCUGAAGCUCCUGUGACGGGAUACAUGUUUGGCAAAGGUAUAUAUUUUGCAGACAUGUCUUCAAAAUCCGCUAACUAUUGUUUUGCAAAUAAAACGAAUACUACAGGAUUUGUUCUACUAUGCGAAGUAGCUCUUGGCGAAAUGAAGAAAUGUUACGCUGCCCAAAAUAUUAAAAAACUGGCUGAGGGUACACAUUCUGUGUGGGGCGUUGGUCGAACGCAACCAGAUCCUUCACAAAACAAGGUGUUGAAUGACGGUGUUAUUGUACCACUUGAUGAAACUUACAGAAAUGGUAUGUGA